AUGCAUGUCAAGCAAGUACCGCCAUACCGCGUUGGCCCCUCCGCAGUCGGAAGAGGUGCAUCAUUCUGGACAGGGGCAUCUGGUGCUACCAUGACCGUGCUUGACCCGGCGUACCCUCCAGCCCGCCAACAGAGCUACAUCGACGAGUCGCUCCAGCUCAAGGCCGAGGUGCCCGAGCUCCGCCUUCGUGACGAUGGCUAUCUUUUUGGAGGAGAAAUUGACGGCCAGGAUGUCUUCCAGAGCGCAAGGCAGAAGGCGUCGUCACCACCCGACGUUCUCGUGGGGCCAGACUCGAACCCCACACUGUCUUUCACGUCAGGGAGUGAAGGGCGGCCCAAGGGUGUACUCGGUCGGCUUUACAGUCUGACAAGGUACUACGGCUGGAUGGCAGAGCGUUUCAACCUGUCUUCUGAGAGCAGAUUCACCAUGCUCUCUGGAAUUGCUCACGACCCUAUCCAGAGAGAUAUCUUCACGCCACUCUUCCUUGGAGCACAAUUGCUUGUCCCAGCCAAGGAGGAUAUUCAGCACGAGAAGUUGGCAGAAUGGAUGAGCGAGCACAAGCCAACAGUGAGCCAUCUGACCCCAGCUAUGGGUCAGAUCCUGGUCGGCGGUGCCACGGCCCAAUUCCCUAGUCUCCAGAACGUCUUCUUCGUCGGCGAUGUUCUGACAACGAGAGACUGCCGAGUGCUGAGGCGACUCGCCGUCAACGCAAACAUCAUUAACAUGUACGGAACGACCGAGACGCAGCGAGCAGUCAGCUACUACGAGAUCCCAAGCGCCUCCAAGGACCCUGAUUACCUGAACAAGCUCAAGGACACCGUUCCUGCCGGAAAGGGAAUGCAGAAUGUCCAGCUCCUGGUGGUCAGCCGAGAGGAUAAGACCAAGAUGUGCAAGGCUGGCGAAGUUGGCGAGGUCUACUGCCGCGCUGCAGGUCUGGCCAAGGGCUACCUCGGGGACGAGGCGAAAAAUGCUGAGAAGUUCCUCAACAACUGGUUCGUUGACAACCAGAAGUGGGUAGAGCUCGACGCAAAGAACAGCAAGGAUGAGCCAUGGCGGAAGUACUACAAGGGCCCUCGGGACAGGCUCUACAGGACCGGCGAUCUCGGACGAUACCUGGAAACUGGAGACGUCGAGUGCACGGGACGCGCUGAUGACCAGGUCAAGAUUCGCGGUUUCCGGAUCGAACUGAACGACAUCGACAGCAACUUGAGCCAGCACCAAUUGAUUCGUGACUGCAAGACGCUGGUGCGGAGGGAUCGAAACGAAGAGCCCACGUUGGUGAGCUACAUCGUUCCCGAGGCGAAGGAGUGGCAGCGCUGGCUCUCUUCUUUCAACUACGAGGAUGUCGAAGACGAGGGUGUCGAGAUGGGCACAGUGAGGGUCUAUCUGAAGAAGUACAGGCGGAUGCAAACCGAAAUGCGAGACCAUCUCAAGUCUCGCCUGCCCGUCUAUGCUGUGCCGACCAUCUAUAUUGUGCUCAACAAGUUGCCUCUGAACCCGAAUGGAAAGGUCGACAAGCCCAACCUGCCUUUCCCUGAUGUGUCUGAGCGUACCGAGGAAGCAUCAGAGGAGGACCUGAAGAACUGGGAGUCCCUGACCGAGACAGAACGUGCUGUUGCCCAGAAAUGGGCAGAGCUCGUCCGCGGUCUGAACCCGAAGACCAUCCGACAGGAUCAAAGCUUCUUUGACCUCGGUGGACACAGUCUGCUGGCUCAGCAGCUUCUCCUCAUGACGCGCAAGGAACUUGGUGUUGAUAUCUCCAUCAACCUGCUCUACGAAUUCCCGACCCUGAGCGCCUUCAGCGGCCAGAUCGAGAAGGUGAAGGGAGGCGCAAGCGUGGAUGUCGAGGAGGGCGACCCGGAGUACGCCAAAUCCUAUGACGAGCUUGUUGAGAUCCUGGCCGAUAAGUAUCAGGCGGCAGACGCUGGAGAAGCCGACAACUUGACGGUCUUCCUCACAGGAGCCACUGGAUUCCUGGGCGCCUAUCUCAUCAACGAGAUUCUUGGGCGGGCGAAGCCCAACAUUAAGCUGAUCGCACAUGUGCGAGGUGCCAAAAACCCUGCUGCAGCACUGGAGCGGCUACAGCGUUCGCUCCGCGGAAACGGGGUGUGGAGGGACGAGUGGAGCUCAAGACUGAGCUGUGUCGUGGGAGAUCUGUCCCAGCCACAACUCGGCAUUGACAUCCUCACAUGGAAGAGGCUGAGCAAGGAAGUGGACGUGGUUAUACACAACGGUGCUUCAGUGCACUGGGUCAAGCGGUAUCACGAGAUGAUGCCACCGAAUGUUCUCUCGACCAUUGACGCCAUGAGGCUCUGCAACGAGGGCAAGCCCAAGAGGUUCGCAUUCGUAAGCUCGACGGCCGUGCUGGACUCGGACCAUUACAUCAAGCUCUCUGAAGACUUGACCAGAACGGGGCAAGGCUCGAUCACGGAAGAGGACGACAUGCUAGGCAGCCGGACGGGCCUCGGCACGGGCUACGGCCAAACUAAAUGGGUGUCCGAGCAGCUGAUCCGCGAGGCGGGCAAGCGCGGACUACAGGGCACCAUCAUCCGACCAGGCUACAUCCUGGGGCUGCCGUGUAUCAUCAACACGGUCAACGCCGUGCCGGUCAAGCACGUGGCGCGGGUGGUGGCCGCGGGCGCGCUGAGCCCGAUCGCCGGCGGGGUGCACGUGGCGCAGGUGACGGCGCACCCGCGGCUGCGGAUGAACGAGUACCUGUCGAUCCUGGAGUUCUACGGGUACAAGACGCCCGAGGUGUCGUACGACGCGUGGAAGGACGACCUGGAGCGGUUCGUGUCGGCGGGGCCGAUCGAGAAGGACCAGGAGCAGCACGCGCUGAUGCCGCUGUUCCACUUCUGCAUGAACGACCUGCCGGCCAACACGAGGGCGCCGGAGCUGGACGACCGCAACGCCGUCGCGGUGCUCAAGGCCGACGCGGACCGGUACACUGGCGUGGGCGAGAGCAUGGGCUACGGCGUGUCGAGGGAGGACGUCGGGCGGUACCUGAGGUAUCUCGCCGAGACCAAGUACAUCGGCCUGCCGUCCGAGAGGGGCCGGCCGCUGCCUGAGAUCAAGGCGGACAUUGCGAGCGCGAAGGCUGCUGGCGGGCGUGGCGGCGCGUGA
Messenger RNA from Diaporthe citri, 3123 nucleotides. RefSeq lists its product as uncharacterized. The transcript is spliced from 4 exons. The record is from RefSeq and is a predicted model, not a curated record. The coding region runs from base 1 to 3123 and encodes 1040 amino acids. Gene Ontology annotation, biological process: L-lysine biosynthetic process. NCBI's taxonomy places the organism in Eukaryota, Fungi, Ascomycota, Sordariomycetes, Diaporthales, Diaporthaceae. Gene Ontology annotation, molecular function: phosphopantetheine binding; L-aminoadipate-semialdehyde dehydrogenase [NAD(P)+] activity.